Molecule: messenger RNA, 2726 nt
Organism: Purpureocillium takamizusanense
Lineage: Eukaryota; Fungi; Ascomycota; Sordariomycetes; Hypocreales; Ophiocordycipitaceae
Exons: 2
Coding region: 227-2488 (753 amino acids)
Source: RefSeq, a predicted model, not a curated record
CCUCGUCCUUCGCUCUCGCGUACUCAACCCAGCCCCCGGAUUCUAGCCGGCAACUCCGUUGCUGCAAUCGUUUGCAACUACUUAUUGCCCGCCUUCGCUUUGCACGUUGCAUGAUUCACCCGUAGUCGUCAUCGGUACCCGCCCUUACCUGCCUUCGCCUCAGCCCGGCCCUCUCUCCGGAUUGAGACUCUCUGCAGGCGAAAAGUCGUGAUACAUCGACAUCAUCAUGGUGUUCAGCCUUUUGCUGUUGGCCUUGGUGGCCACGGUUAUGGGACACCAGGUCGAACCCCGCUGGGGAACGAGCCGUUCGGAGCCAGUCGCUACCAGGACCACUUAUACGACGACGACGGUCUGUCCCGUGACGUCGACUGUUACGACAGGUGGAACGACGUACUGCGUCACCUCGCUCACUACCUCGACUCUGACCGUUACUGAGUGCCAUGGCUGCUCUGGCGGAGUCGUCACCGUCCCUGGGCCAACCGUCACCCAGGGCACCACCACGCAGGUUGAGGUCACUUACACUACCGUCUGUCCCGUGACCGAGACCAUCACCGGUCCCGGCCACACAUAUGUGACAACGCGGACUGCCACUAGCACCGUCGUGACCCAAGUGCCCACGACCAUUUACGAGAGCGUGCCUGGGCCGGUAAAGACUCGCACGGCAACGGAUGUUCACUAUACCACCUACACGAGUCUCUGUCCCGUGACUCAGGUGACCACCAUCUCCGGCAAGGAGCAGACCGUUACGUACACCAAGACUAGUGUCAUUGAGACUACCGUUCCAACGACGAUCCAGGAGACGGUCAAGCAGCCUGACCGCACCGCUACAGCAACGGAUAUUCGCUAUACCACUUACACUAGUCUCUGUCCUGUGACCCAGGUCACCACCAUUUCUGGCAAGGAGCAGACCGUCACAUACACCAAGACCAGUGUCAUUGAGACUACCGUCCCAACGACGAUCCAGGAGACGGUCAAGCAGCCUGAUCGCACCGCUACAGCAACGGAUAUUCACUAUACCACCUACACUAGUCUCUGUCCCAUAACCCAGGUUACCACUAUCUCUGGCAGGGAGCAGACCAUCACAUACACCAAGACUAGUAUCAUUGAGACUACCGUCCCAACGACGAUCCAGGAGACGGUCAAGCAACCUGAUCGCACCGCCACGGCUACGGAUGUACACUAUUCAACCAUAACGAGCCUAUGCCCGGUUACGCAGACGACGACUGUCUCGGGGACUGAGUAUACGGUCACGUAUACGACCACAAAGCUGAUUGAGACGGCGAUUCAAAAUACUAUCCACGAAACGGUCAAGCAGCCUGAUCGCACCGCUACGGCUACGGAUGUACACUAUUCAACCAUAACGAGCCUAUGCCCGGUUACGCAGACGACGACUGUCUCGGGGACUGAGUAUACAGUCACAUAUACGACCACAAAGCUGAUUGAGACGGCGAUUCAAAAUACUGUCCACGAAACGGUCAAGCAGCCAGACCGCACCGUCACCGCUACAGACGUGGAAUACUCGACCAUCACUACUGUUUGCCCCGUCACCGAGGUCACCACCAUCUCGGGCACCGAAGUGACCAAGACGUAUACCACCACUAAGAUAAUCCAGACGGCGAUUCCACACACUGUCCACGAAACGGUCAAGCACCCGGACGUCACAGUCUCGGCUACAGACGUGCAGUACUCGACUAUCACCACUGUCUGCCCCGUCACCGAGGUCACCACCAUCUCAGGCAAUAGGGUGACUAGGACAUAUAGCACGACUAAGACAAUUGAGACGGCAGUACACACGACUAUUUACGAAACGGUCAGGCAGCCAGACAUCACGGCCACGGCCACGGACGUGGCCUACUCAACUAUCACGAGCCUCUGCCCCGUUACUCUCGUUACUACUAUUGGCGGCAAGGAACGCACCAUCACCUACACCACGACUAAGCUCAUCGAGACGGUCGUGCCGACGACGGUGCACCAGACGGUUGAACGCCCGGACGUGACGGCCACGGCCACGGACGUGCAGUACCAGACGGUGACCAACAUCGCGCCCGUCACCGAGGUCGUCACCGUGGGCGGCCAGAAGCACACCAUCGUGCACACCACGACCAAGGUGGUCGAGGUGCACCAGCCCAACACGGUCUACCAGACCGUCACCGCGCCGGGGGCCACGGAGAAGUCGGUCGCCGUGGUGUCCGUGACGGCGACGCGCGAGUUCCCCAUCACCAAGACCAUCGUGCUGCCCGGCGGCAAGGUGACCGAGACCAUCGAGACGACGAGCACCGAGGUCUUCAGCACCCCGGCCACCGUCACCGUCACCAACUCGGCGGCGCCCACCACCGCCACCGAGGUGAAGACGCCGUCGGCGCCUCCGUCGCCGCCGCCGGCCACGACCACCGCGACGGUGGUGCCCACGGCUGCCGCACAGGCCAACAUCGUGCCACCCGCCGCGGCCGUCUUUGCCGGCGUGGCGGGCUUCAUGGCCCUUCUCUAGAGCGGCAAAGGCCCCUCUUGUGGAGCUCGGGGAUCUCCCCUGCUGUGAUUUUUGCAUAGGCACCUUUUUCUUUUACGUUCUUAAUUAGCCCAUUUCCGUUUUUCGAAACAUGAGACGGACGCGCGUUUUAUCUAAUCGAUUUGUCUGUGAGAAAGUCUCGUGUGUGAGACGGGCGAGCACGACACCAACAUGCAUGACGCAACGCAGGGAAAGCGGGGGGUACAAAGACUGACUGAGG